AUGGGCGCACUGUAUAAAAACCAUGCUCUCCAUCACAUCAGCAUCAGAUAUAGCAACAUAUCCACUUUCUGGUUCAAGCCUGCAACCAUGAAGGCUGUCAUACUUGUGUGUCUGCUUUUCAUAAUUGUAAGAACGGAUGCUCAAUUUAUUCCAGAGGGAUGUAUCAAUAGCAACACAAACAGACCCCCGCAAAACUCUGACAUUACGGUGGUAUGUGGAACACAAUUUAUGGACCUGAGCAUCUUGCUUUGCCCCAUUUACAACGCCAACUACAACGAAAGUCUGAUGAUCCUCAAUGGAAAGAAUGACAGUCAAUGUACAGGGACAGCAGACUUAUCUGCCAACCCCCCGGUGUUAAAAUUCAGAUUGUCCAUACAUCAAAAUUCUCUUGAAGCCUGCAACAAUGUGUUCCGGAUUGAUAAUGAAGUUGGGACUGGAGCCUUUUCGCAGUUUUCAAAUAUACAGCAUGUGAACAUCUCAGGGAAAGUAGAGUCCUCUGACCCUGCUACAGGUAUGAUUACCUACCGACCAUUGAUAACCUACAUGUACUCCUGCAUGUACCCCCUGCAGUACGUGCUCAACAACACAGAGAUGGCCGUAGCUGGAGUCAACCUCGCCAUAAACGACAACAAUGGAAGUUUUAUCAGCACUCUGAAUAUGAGUCUAUUUACAAAUUCCAGCUACAAUACACCUCUUAUUAUUCCAGCGACAGGAGUUAACUUAAAGGAACAAAUUUGGGUUGAAGUUAGAGCUACCAAUCUGUCAAACAGAUUUAAUGUGCUGCUCGACCAGUGCUUUGCAACAGUUGAUGUGUAUGACAAUGCUACAAAUGGUUAUAACCUUUUUGUUGGCUGUCCCCGAGAUCCUCAAACAAAAGUGAUUGAGAAUGGAGAGUCUCAGACUGCGCGCUUUGUAUUUGAGGCCUUUCGAUUUGUGGAGCAUAAAAACUUGAAAGUGUCCAGAUUCUACCUGCACUGCAUCACAAGACUUUGUAAUGUGUCCAUGUGUGCCAGCAUGUUACCCAACUGUAACACUCCUAUUGGAAGAAGACGAAGAGCGGUAGAUGAGUAUGGGAAUAGUGCUACAGUCACCUCACCACCCAUUGUUGUGGGCCAGCAAGCUGCUUCUGAUUUAAGCAGUUCAUCUAAGCAAGGUGUGGUGUCAGAGGAUGAGUACAGCAGCCCCGUGGUCGCAGUGAUCGUGUGCUUGGCUGUCCUUUCCGUGCUCAUGGUGGCGAUGGGGGCUUAUUUCACAUGGACCCUCCGACAUAAACUUGCGCUUUAAUCUGGCUACAGGACAGAACCUAGAAUCUGCUCUGAGGGCUGCAGCAGUAUAUUUUAACCAAAGCUUCAGGGAUAAUAAGGGACAGUAGUAUUCAUUGACAUCAUGUGGUCAUAAUUCUUUGCAUCUUACAAAACAAUCUAAGGCUACAUAUGGUCUGCCAGUAAUUAAAGAUUCUUAUGUAAUCAAUCAGGCAUAAGGUUUGCAUUUUGUCAAUGGUUUGUGUUAUAACUGCAUGAGAGUAUUAUUGGUGAAAGGAUGUCACGUUAUUUACCAACAGCAUAUUUUCAGAUUU
Periophthalmus magnuspinnatus is the source of this 1576-nucleotide messenger RNA. RefSeq names its product zona pellucida-like domain-containing protein 1. The record is from RefSeq and is a predicted model, not a curated record. Bases 1 to 1284 code for a protein of 427 amino acids. Gene Ontology annotation, cellular component: cell surface. NCBI's taxonomy places the organism in Eukaryota, Metazoa, Chordata, Actinopteri, Gobiiformes, Gobiidae. The transcript has 12 exons.